AUGGGUUCAAUCAUUGUGUUUCUGUCGUCACAACUGACCUCACUGACGACUGUAAUCGGACGCCUGUCGCAAUUGUGUUUUAUAACACACCUCUCUAGUGACAUGGACGUCGCUUCUGGACGCGGAUACAUCACGAGCUCCGCAUUCCUGUAACUCUUACGAAAGUCAUCACCUUCAAUACUCGUUUGCUGCCUCACUACUAGGCUGCUCGCGUCGUACAAAUUUCAUAUUGUUUGAUUGACUUACAGCAAAACAACUCACAAAGCCUCGCCUUGGUUCGCCUAUUUUGCCUUAGCACAAACACGUCCUCAACAACUGAUUCUUUUCUACGACGCUUCAAUGGCGGCUUUCCAGAUUAUUACCUCCGUCAUGGGCAACUACGUCCCAGACCUCGUCUCUGCUGAUGCAGUCCAGAGCUCUGAAGGCAAAUUUUCAGCGUGCGACAUGUUAUUUAAGUCUGGUGACGUACAGAAAAUUGACGAUACCGAUGACGAGUCGGUAGGUGAGGCUGAUCAAACAUCAAAUGCAAUCGAUUCCACGAGGCAGUUUCGGUUGCUUCAGCAGGAACUAUUCAAAGAUAAAGUUCUCGAAAGAGCUGCUGAUAUUGAUUACGAACAAUCAGAGCGAAGAAAACAGAAGCUAACAAUCGGCGAUGGGGGUUCAAGCGUCGGUGAUUCAACGGUACAGCCAUGCAAGUUUGCACUCAAUGAUCCGCGCGAGUAUCAACUAGAACUUUACGAGCGUGCGAAGAAGGAGAAUACAAUUGCCGUCCUAGAAACUGGCUCGGGCAAGACGUUCAUUGCUAUUUUACUGAUACGCCACAUGCUGGACCAAGAGCUCGAGGAUCGUGCCAAAGGUUACGCCCAUCGCACAACUAUCUUCAUGGCUCCAACAAAUACUCUUGUUUAUCAGCAGACUGCUGUGCUUAUGACUAAUAUCGACCAAAACAUUGCGUCAAGAUGUGGAGACAUGAAUGCCAAGAAUCUACUGGAGCGUGCCGCUUGGGAGAAAUGUUUAGCAGAAAACAUGAUAAUCGUAUGCACACCCACAAUUCUACAUCAAUGCCUAGGUCACGCCCUCAUAAAGAUGGAACAAAUUAAUCUCCUGGUAUUUGAUGAAGUGCACCACGCAAAGAAGGACCAUCCGUAUGCCAAGAUUGUUGAAGAAUUCUAUAAAUCGCCACACAACCGUUCCCUUGAACGCAGACCUCGCGUGUUUGGCAUGACUGCCUCGCCGAUUGAUGCCAAAUCCAACCCUACACUUGCUGCUCUUGAACUCGAAAGGCUGUUGGACUCCAAAAUUGCGACCUUUCGUCUCUCUCCCCAGUUUCGAAACAAAGCGGAAGAGAUUGUAUUAUGGUUCCAGACUCUUCAGGACCCCUUCAAAUCGCCAUUGCACCUACAAAUUGAACAGCAUCUGUGUCACAUUCCUGCGUACAAACGGCUUCUCAGAAUUUCACAGAAUUUCAGCUCUGAGCUCGGUCAUUGGGCCGCUGAUAAGUUCUGGGAAAUUACUUUGAGAGAAAGUGAAAAGAAUGUAGCAGAAGCACAUCUUUACAUGACUUGGGAGAAAUAUACGGAUCAUGGUAUCGAAAUAACAGAUACUCAGCUUAAAGCUCUACGGCGUGCAUUUGAUGUUGUCCGAGGCCACCACUUCGGACUUCCAGAGGUUAGAUCUCCAGACCUAAGUUCUAAGGUGCUAGAGCUGCACAGAUUCCUGAUUGAUCACUACGAGGGGUAUUCUAAAGUUCGGUGUCUCGUAUUUGUUGAACAGAGGGCAACUGCUCGAAUGCUUCUAGAAAUUUUCUCGAAGAUCGGAGCCACUUACCUAAGACCGGGUCUGCUUACUGGUCAAGUUUCGAAAGGUGGCGAUGAACAUAUAUCUUUGCAGAAACAAGUGCAAAUUAUGGCCAAAUUUCGAAAUGGAGAAGUUAACUGCCUGUUCGCGACAUCCGUCGCUGAGGAGGGACUUGAUAUUCCAGAUUGUAACUUGGUGAUUCGGUUUGACCUAUAUAAGUCUGUCAUUCAGUACGUCCAGUCGAAAGGUCGAGCUCGACACAAGAAUUCGAAGUUCGUGGAUAUGAUCGAGCAUGGCAACCAGCUGCAUCAAAGCAUGAGGACUCUUGUUCGUCAUCAAGAACUCAAACUUCGUCAAUGGAUAGAAGCUUUAGAUCCUGAGCGACGACUUACAGGCAAUGAUGACGGAUUAAAGGGCAUUGAAAGGCUCGGGAGAUAUUUCAUCCAUCCCAAGUCGCAGGCAAAGUUAACUUACUGGUCUGCACUUGAGGUUCUGUCGCUCUUUGCAUCAACAUUACAAACAGAAGAUAUAGAUGCUAUUACUGAGCCAAGUUAUGUUGUUUCUGCUGAGAGUGGGGGAUACUUUUGCGAAGUCGUUAUGCCGAAACACUCCCCCAUUCAUUCAGCAUUUGGCCUUCGUUACCCGAGGAAAGCGCUAGCAAAACGUUCAGCAGCUUUCGAAAUGUGUAUCAAACUCUUAAAGGGCAAUUUUCUGGAUAGUAAUCUCCUACCGAAAUCAAGAAAGAUUAGGCCUGGAGAUGCGAAUUCACGUCUCGCGGUGAAUAAGAAUAAUCCCGGUAAAUAUAAAAUGCAACUGAAGCCAUCUCUGUGGGCAGCCGGCCGAGGAUCUAUUCCAGAAGUCGUACACCUUCUGAUAAUCGAUAUGCUGGAGGGACUUGAACGACCGCAUCGACCGCUAGGACUGCUCACGCGAAACCCACUGGAUGACUUUCCGUCAUUCCCGCUAUUUUUGAACACAUAUCAGAUAUCACACGUGAAGACAAUAUCCAAGCCUGGGUUUAGGGUCAAUGAUGAAGAAAUCACAACUUUUACAAAAUAUUCUCUACUUUUAUGGAAUCACGUCAACGCAAAAGUCUUCGAAAACUCUCCUUCCAAAAUGUCUUACUGGAUCGUCCCAAUACUGAAGAAAUGGACAACAGUCAGUAAUAGUCGCGACUGCAUAGAUUGGGAGGAAAUGGAAUCUGCAAUUCUUGGCCGCUUUCAACAAUGGACACCUGGCAUGCCAGUUGAGCUUAUUGAGAACAAAUUUAUCGUUGACCGUUGGGCAGGCAACCGUCGGUACUUCAGCCAUAGAGUUGAACCGCGCCUAAAGCCACUUGACGAAAUACCAGAUCAGACGGCCGAAUUCAAAGGACAUGGUUCCUGCAUAAGGCAGAAUAUUCUACAAUAUAGCGUGAGCCUAUAUGGCAAGAAGUUUGAUGAAGCGUGGCCUAAAUGGGACAAGACACAACCAGUCAUGGAGUGCACAAAAUUGACGUACCGUCAAAAUUUUCUUGCCCCUCCUACUAAGCGUGAGGAAGAUGAUGCGACAAAACGAAAUAAGAAAACAUACUUAUGCCCCGAACCUUUGAUUAUUUCCGCUCUUUCUUCUGAUGUCGUCACCACGUUUCUUGUUUUUCCGGCCAUAAUCCAUCGCAUUGAAGAUUACCUGAUAGCUUUAGAGGCGGCCAAUCUCAUCGGCAUCGACGUUGGGCCAGCUCUUGCGCUUGAAGCAAUGACAAAGGAUUCGGAGAAUAGUGAAGACCUUGAUACUGAGGACAAGUCAAACUUCCGUCCAGGAAUGGGUAACAAUUAUGAACGUCUUGAAUUCAUGGGAGACUGUUUCCUGAAAACAGCAACAUCGAUUUCUUUAUACGCUUCAAGGCCACACCAUGAUGAGUUCGAUCUCCAUGUCUCGCGGAUGCAUAUGAUCUGUAAUCAGAAUUUGAUGAAUUCUGCGCUGGAGUUUCAGCUCACCGCAUAUGUUCGAUCAAUGGCUUUCUCUAGGCGUUUAUGGUAUCCCGAAGCCAUUGAGCUUGUUGCGGGUAAAGGUGCGGGUUGCACAAAAAACACGGAUAACUUCAAACAUUCCCUAAGUAAUAAGACAAUUGCCGAUAUUUGCGAAGCAUUGAUAGGAGCGGCAUUUGUUCAGCACAACAAUCCCAACCAAUGGUUACCACAUACUUGGAAUGAUGCUGUUAGAGCAGUAAGCAAACUGGUUCGCAAUCCGAACCACACAGCACAAACAUGGGCCGAGUACAAGGAGCUUUACGAGCCUCCAGGAUGGCAAAUUGCUGAAGCCACAGCACCUCAGCGCGAUUUACAAGAGAGAAUAGCGAGGCAGAUGGGGUAUAACUUCCGUUGGCCGCGACUACUACGUUCAGCCUUUUCUCAUCCGUCCAUGCCGCACAUUUGGGAAAGAGUGCCAUGUUACCAGCGCCUGGAGUUUUUGGGCGAUGCACUGCUAGACUUAGUGUGCAUCAUGUAUCUCUUCUACAAUUAUCCGAACAAGAAUCCUCAAUGGCUUACCGAGCACAAGAUGGCUAUGGUAUCAAAUAAGUUCUUGGGCGCGCUUUGCGUUAAACUUGGCUUCCAUCGGUAUGUACGCCACAGCAGUCCCUCGUUAGGAAUGCAUAUAAAAGCGUAUGUCGAAGAAGUGGAGCUAGCCGAAAAUAGCCCUAGUGAGAAGGGAGGACUUGACUAUUGGUUGCAUGUUAAAGAUCCUCCAAAGUGUUUGCCAGAUGUUGUCGAAGCAUACAUUGGAGCACUUUUUAUUGACUCAGGCUUCAAUUUCAGUGAGGUUCAGUCUUUUUUUGAUAUUCACAUCAAGCCAUUCUUUGUGAAUGUAGCGAUCUACGAUAGCUUCGCCCACGACCACCCUGUUACGUUACUGCAUCAUAACCUCUCACAAGUAUAUGGAUGCCAAGCUUACCAAAUUCUUUGCAAGCACGUUGAAUCCUCAAUUGCAAAUGGAAAAUCUAAGGUUAUGGCUGGUCUGAUUGUGCACCGGGAGAUUGUAGCAACUGCAGUGGGAGAGAGUGGGCGAUAUGCGAAGGAACGAGCGAGCAGCCAGGCCAAUCACGAAUUGCAGGGUCUCACAGUCAAGGAAUUCAAACGAAAAUUUGGAUGCAACUGCAAAUCCCCGAGUAUUGGUGAGAUGGCGAAGGAAAAGCCUUGGUCAAUGAGCCUGACCGAAAGAAAAAAAAUGUACAAUCACCAUUCUUUAGCAGUGCUUUGA
Messenger RNA from Verruconis gallopava, 5034 nucleotides. RefSeq lists its product as uncharacterized. The coding region runs from base 340 to 5034 and encodes 1564 amino acids. The record is from RefSeq and is a predicted model, not a curated record. Gene Ontology annotation, biological process: siRNA processing. The transcript is spliced from 6 exons. NCBI's taxonomy places the organism in Eukaryota, Fungi, Ascomycota, Dothideomycetes, Venturiales, Sympoventuriaceae. Gene Ontology annotation, cellular component: RISC complex; cytoplasm; nucleus. Gene Ontology annotation, molecular function: ATP binding; ribonuclease III activity; RNA binding.